Scomber japonicus (chub mackerel) is the source of this 4758-nucleotide messenger RNA. RefSeq lists its product as uncharacterized. Gene Ontology annotation, molecular function: acyltransferase activity; hydrolase activity; ATP binding. Gene Ontology annotation, biological process: tRNA aminoacylation for protein translation. The record is from RefSeq and is a predicted model, not a curated record. The coding region runs from base 1 to 4758 and encodes 1585 amino acids. The transcript has 3 exons. NCBI's taxonomy places the organism in Eukaryota, Metazoa, Chordata, Actinopteri, Scombriformes, Scombridae.
AUGAAUCUUCAAGACUACCCUGUUCCAGAGUUGGAUGUCACCUUGCAAGAGGUGGGCCGUGUCCUACAGCUCACCUUAAGUCCCAAUCUUUACCCCGAGUUCAAAAGCACGCUGGAACAGCAGAAGGAGUUCCUUCAAGAGGCCCAGCAGAAAUUAACAACCAGUGCUGCAGGCCAAGAGAAUUGGGUGACAGAGCAGUUCAAGAGAAGUCUGUUAUCUUGUUUCGACCCCCUGCCUACUUCCACAGCCCUCCCUGUUGUACUUCUUCCGUCCAAAUCAAAGAAAUGUACCCAGCUGGGGAGGGCAGCCGCUCUGCUCUGGGCAGCAGCAAAGCUGUACAGUGAGCCCUUGUUAUUGGAAGGUGAUGUGCCAAUGGAGCGCACACAGCAGUCUGAGGUAUUCGCUGCCAGCCGGAUUCCUGGCAGGAAUCGAGAUGAAAUAAAGGUCUACACAGAGAGCCUUCAUGCCAUCAUCACCUGUGCUGCAGGAGUGUUCCCUGUUGACAUACUGUGGCGUCCAAGCACUGGUGGGCCAGUUUCUGCUCGAUCAUUUGUUGACAUCUACAACCAUUUGGCUAAGGUGGUAGAUCAACCCAGUGCAGAAAAACAGAAUGAUCCCUCAGUCAUUUGCAGUCUCUCAGCUCUGGAGCGCAAAACCUGGGCUGCCAUCAGGGAAGAGAUCCUGGGGAAAGGAGGAGCAGAAGCAGCAUCACUGGGGCUGAUGGAGAGUGCCGUGCUGGCACUAUGUCUGGAAGACCACAAUGCACCCUCUGAACUGUCUGAUGUCCUCAAUGCAGUGAGACUGGGAGGGGGAGGAGACAGUCCGUGUCUGAGAUACUAUGAUAAGGUGGUGAAUCUGGUGGUGUUCAAGGACAGCACAGCUGGGAUGGUGUUUGAGCACAGUGCUGUGGAUGGGAUGGUGGCAGGGCUUGUGACUGAGCAUGUGUAUCAUCUGUCUGAGACAGCCGACUUAAACCUUGUCCAUACUGACACAGAAAAUGUGAACGGGUCUGUCAAAGUGAACAUUGCUAAUGCUAAUUCUAUUUUCCCAACUCCCUUAACAUUACCCUUGCAAGGGGUGAAUAUCCCCAAGCCAAGCCCUGACUUGAAAGUGACAAAUCCAGUUCUCACUUUUGAUGUGUCUUCCUAUCCUGAUGUCUUUUCUACUCUCAGAGGGCAGAGAGGCCUUUAUGAUGCUUGGAUCAACUUCUCUUUGCAGCUUUCCCUGAUGCAAACUCUUGGGGAAUCUGCUGUCAAUCACAUACUUGUCACACCAACCCAUAUGCGCCACUAUAAACAUGGCCGUUGUGAUCCUACAUACUCACUCACCAUGCAGUCACGCAAGUUAGUAGGUGCCUUGGCAUCCUGCAUUAGCCCAAACAAGACAAUGCAAUACACUACUGACCUCCUACGCUUGUUCCAUGUUGCAUUUUUGGAACACAAAAGCCUCAUCAAAAACACCAAAAGUGGUCACGGUGUUGGUCCCCACCUAGCUGCCCUGCGUCGAUCUUUGCCAUCUGACAAUCCAUUGAAGAAGUUUCUGGACCCCUUUGGAUGUCCAUCUGUGUACCUCACAGGUACAGAUCUGAAGGAGGGUGUGGAGUGUGGAGUAGGAAAUGUUUAUGCCCAAGACCAGCUGGCUAUAACCUACCUGGGCAAGAGAGACAAGGUUCGCAUUGUGCUUAAUGGCAAAGGGAGCUUUGCUCUGACACUGGAGAAGCUUCAAGAAAACUUGAAGGUAAACCUGAAGUUAGUGAUGCUUCUAGCUGUCAGAUAUGCCAUUGCAUGCCAAAUGGGAGCCUUGGAGUGUCUACUCAAACAGGGUCAAACUGAGAAAAUGAAUGGAGAGAUAUACCAGUGCGCAGGGAGCCUAAACAACCACAAAACUACUUCUGAACCUACCACAGGAAUGAGCCCAGACCAUACUCUGGUGAUUCACGGUGGUGCUGGAGAGGAGAUGAUGCUGAACCCCCAUGUGAUUGGGGUUAUUGAGUUUGCUCUGCAGACAGCCUUAACCCUUGGAUCUCAAGUACUUCAACAAGGUGGCAGGAGUUUGGAUGCAGUUCAGAGGUCAGUGGAAGCUCUGGAAGACUGCUUCCUGUUCAAUGCAGGCAAAGGCUCAGUAUUCAACAAAGAUGGCAAAAAUGAAAUGGAAGCAACCAUUGUAGAUGGCAAUUCACUGAGGUCAGGAUCUGUUGCUUGUGUGCAAAGUGUGAAGAACCCAAUAAAAGCAGCCAGAUGUGUCAUGGAGAAAAGUUCUCAUUCACUCAUUGUGGGAGAUGGGGCUGAGGAGUUUCUGCAAGGGUUGGAGGAGAAGGGGAAGCCUGUUGGGCCUGAGUAUUUCUACACUGAUAUACGUCACAGAGAGUUGAAUGCAAAACUCAGUGCUGGAAAUAUCUCAAAAAACAAUCACCCUCAGACAGUUGGAGCUGUGGCCUUAGAUCGUUGGCAUGGAUUGGCUGCUGCAUCAUCCACUGGCGGGUUAGUAGGAAAGCUGAAAGGGCGAGUUGGGGAUACAGCAGUUGUGGGGGCAGGAAUAUAUGCUGAUGACAUGUUAGCUAUUAGCUGCUCUGGAGAUGGAGAUGUGUUCCUGAGGCACACAGUUGCAGAGAAAAUAGCCAGCCUCUACCAUCACAAAGGCUAUAGUCUUAGGCAGGCAUGUAGAGAAGUGAUGACUGAAAAUCUGGAAGGGGUUUGUGCAGGAAUCAUUGCUGUGGACACUAAAGGUGAUGCCAUCAUUGAAACAAAUGCUGGUGUGAUGUUUGUGGCCUCAAUGAUAAGUGGCAUUUCAAGAGUGGAGGUCUUAAGGCCCUUAAAGAGCUUCUCUGAUGUGAUCUGGGAAACAGAUGAGCUGGUUGCCUACCUCGAUCCAAGCCCUUGGAUCCCUGGGUCAACCAUCUUGACUCGAAAAACUUUAAGUGGGGUAAGCAGCAUCUUCCAGUUAGCUGCACCUGAUUAUGUGGCCAUGCUACAAGGAGCAAAAGCGGUGUCAAGUUUGCUAUGUGAGCAACUGGGAGUGCAGCGCUGUGCCUUGGUUUUCAAUCCAAGCCCAGAUCAGCCAGCACAAAUCAGAGUGCUCCCACUUCAUGGUUUAGAGUCAAAGUGGCAGCCCCAUCUUGCCAGUGAAGAGGAAUUUCACACUUACGACCCCGGCUACUGCACCUCAAAAAGUGGCCCACGCUGGGAUGAUGAAGCACUGACCCAGGUUCAAGCCAAGAUCAGAAACGGACUGCCAACAUCAAAUGCACCUUCUUGCUUUGACUUUUUUGGUGACCCUUCUGAUGAAAACCUGUUCAGUCGUAUUGUACGUGGAGAUCAGCAGCAGUGGAGAGUGUGGGAAGACAACGAGCAUGUUGCCUUCCUAACACCGUACCCAAACACUCCAGGGCUAACUGUUGUGGUGCCACGCAAACCACUGCCCAGCGACAUCUUCAAACUAGGAGAGUGUGACUAUGAAGCACUGAUCCUGGCCACUUAUAAAGUUGCGCGACUACUGGAAGAAGGAAUGAGAGCUCGAGCUGUUGCUCUGAUCUUUGAGGGCUUUGAGAUUGACUACGCUCAUGUCAAGCUGAUCCCUUUGUUACCUUCACCAGAUGGCAUUAAGACUGCCAAACCACAACCAGAAUGUUUCCAAAGCUACCCAGGAUAUGUGUCAUCACUGAGUGGCCCAGCUGCUGACCCUGAGACUCUCAAAAAGAUCCACACAAAAAUCACCCAGUGCAGGCCUCCACACUCAUGGGAAGACCCUCAGUCCCACUCCACACUUGCCAUCAAGAGCCAAUGGUACCGCAACUUGUUCCAGAUUCAAAACACUCUUUUCCACAGCACAGUGGAAUAUUUCCACAGUUCCUGCCGGUACUCCUACGCUCUCACUCCCCUCACCACAGACACCAUCUCCUCACCAAUGGGCCUGGGAUCUGACUCCGAGCCAGUUUCUGUUAACCUGCUGGGCCAGGACAUCUACCUGGCUGAUUCAAUGCAGUUUGUUCUUGAAUAUUUCCUUCGCUUUCAGGAGAACCUUCCAGGAACCUACUAUAUAUCGCCCAGCUUUAGAGGGGAAGAUCCUGAUGCCACACAUUUGAACCAGUUCUACCACGUGGAGUGUGAACUGUUGGGUGACAUGGACAAUGCCAUUUCCAUAGCAGAGGGAUACCUGGCUCACCUCACCAAGUCCAUGUUGAAGAAACACAGCGAUAUAAUCCUCAACACUGCUGGGACCCUGACACACGUCAAAGCCAUGCUGAGUAAACUGGAUGGAAGAACCCCACUACCAAGAGUCACUCUAGACCAGGCCAUUCCCAUGAUGCCCUCUGCUGACUGCUUAGAAUGGGUACAAGAUGGCCAGCCCCAGUUUGGCCGAAAGCUAACACGCAAAGGAGAGCGAGUGUUGAUAGAGAAAUAUGGUGGUGCAGUUUGGCUGACUGAGAUGGACCAUCUAGGAGUUCCCUUUUACCAAGCAUAUGUGGAGGGCACUGGGCGAUGCAAAGCCAAAGCAUCUGACCUUCUGCUGGGGCUGGGUGAAACUGUGGGUCUUGGUGAACGUCAUUCCACCCCUGAGAUGGUACAGGAGGCUCUCAAACACCAUGCAGUGCCAGAGCAGCCCUACAAGUGGUACCUAAACAUCCGCCAGGUGAAACCACUCCUCACCAGUGGAUGGGGUAUGGGAACAGAGCGCUACCUGUGUUGGCUGCUUCAGCAUGAUGACAUCAGAGAUAUCCACAUCAUUCCUAGGAUGAAAGGAAUGAAGUACAUGCCCUGA